AUGGCGGCCGCGUUUGUAGCUGCCACCGACAUGUUCGGCUAUCCCAUGUCGGCGCCGGCAACGGCUCCCAACAGCUUCUGGGACCCCGGCGCCGACAUGUCGGCAAUGGACAUUGAUUUCUCUUUUGGUCCUAAUGUUUUCCAGCCAACCCAUCGUCACAUGCCGUCGUUUGACGCUUCACAAAUGUUCCAGGAAACAACCCCCCUUCCGCCGGCAAAUAGUCAAGAAAAUACUCAGCCCGUCAAGCGAAGCCGGCCCCUGGCUCCCAAGCCCCCUGCGUCUAACGUCCAGUCCAGCUCAGCGGAUAUUUCCAUGGCUUCGUUCACGACGUCGGCGGAGGAUCCUUUUGGUAUUGUUAGCCCCGGCGCCGGUGUGGAUCCGGGCCUGCUUUUCAGCCGACCGUCAUCUUCGAAUACGGAGACCAAUAUCCCCGUGACACAAGGGUCCGCACAAUAUGCUUUGGCAGCGGCUGCGGAAACUCAAUCAAGAGCACCAAUGCACGGCGGAGACAUACGCCGUUCCCUCAGUUCCAGGGAGUUGGCACCCAGUAGAAUGCCAGACCACAUGUUGGGAAGCUCGCCAUCCAAGUCCCAGGGACGCCCCAACGGGCUUCAACGAAGCGUUAGUGAGAACCGUGGCCGUCGUAAGGCGCUGCCGACGCUGGCUCCCGCCAUCCAGCCCAGACCUGUGGUCAACAAUGGUCCGGCCGCAGGACCUCGUCGGCCUCUGAGUCGGCCUUCAGGCAGAAUAUCACCUCUGAAGCAGCAGCACUCGCGGCUAUCAAGCCUGACGUCAAUCCCUGAAUCGAGCCCCCGUACCCGGACGUCCGUCAAGUUCACAAUUGACUCGAAAGGCAGAGCCCGAGCUGAGACUACCGUCGUUGUUGAUGAUGCCGGAUCCAAUGGCGCACAGAGGAAGCCCGUCACCAGGGAAAUGCCGCGCAGAGAAAAGAGCUGGGACUCUGAGGACGAUGAUUCUUCAACAGAUGACGAGCCCAUCAUCAUUCCCAGCCGGAACACCUCCUUUGCUCUCCCUGAUCCUCGCAAGCCUACUUCGUCUUCCAUGUUCCAUUCAUCUCGCAGAAGCGUGAGCGAACACAGCUCAAGCAGUCACGGUGCAUCAACUUCACAACACGACGCCGAGAGCGAAGCAGAGACAGUGAUGAAUGAUAAUCACGGGAAAGGCGGCGAUGCCGCAAGCGAACUGCGCAAGUUGAUUGAGAGCCGCCAGAAGCGAGGUCCCCAGGUCCUCGGCAGCCAGCGGUCCAACCGUUUUGCCUCUGGCAGCUUUGUUGGGAAUUUCCAAGGAGGUCUAAUGUCGCCCGGCGCCCUGACCGAGGCCAGCUUGCCUUCGCCCACAAAAGCCACCUACAGUGUGCGCUGCGUUUGCAGGAAUAACGCUAACAGGCCAGGAGAGUACAUGGUCCAAUGGUAA
This is a messenger RNA of Colletotrichum chrysophilum, 1434 nucleotides long. RefSeq lists its product as uncharacterized. Bases 1 to 1434 code for a protein of 477 amino acids. NCBI's taxonomy places the organism in Eukaryota, Fungi, Ascomycota, Sordariomycetes, Glomerellales, Glomerellaceae. The record is from RefSeq and is a predicted model, not a curated record. The transcript has a single exon.